This is a messenger RNA of Lodderomyces oxycetoniae, 837 nucleotides long. RefSeq lists its product as uncharacterized. The transcript has a single exon. The record is from RefSeq and is a predicted model, not a curated record. The coding region runs from base 1 to 837 and encodes 278 amino acids. Lineage: Eukaryota; Fungi; Ascomycota; Pichiomycetes; Serinales; Debaryomycetaceae.
AUGGGAUCGCAAAAGUUGAUAGUGAAGGAUGGUAACGAGUUAGACAAGAGACGUGGUGUCAAACUUUUUGCAGUUGUUUGUAUAUUACUGGCAUGUUUAUUUGGCUACUACUAUAAGGAGAGUUGUUCUUCAGGUACAGUAACACUUUAUGGCCAAUAUUGGUCUUUUUGGCAAAAUUUGUCGCCAAGGGGGUUUGAUAAGCAUUAUAGUGCAAUGAGUGAGGUUUCUGCUGGUUUUGAAAAAAAUGAGGGUGAUGGUUCAAGUAAGAUGGAAAGAGACGAGAAUACUGAUGCAAAAGCCAAGAUGAAAAGAGAUGAGAAUACUGAUGCAGAAGCUACUGACAGUAAUAAUGCCUCGGAAACUCAAGAAGCAAAAAAUGAAAACAACGAGAAAAGUAAUUCCAGCUCCGAAACUGAAAAGAAUGAAACUACAGCUGCUGACGAUAGCAAAACUACAGCUGCUGACGAUAGCAAAACUACAGCUGCUGAUGAUAGUAAAACUACAGCUGCUGACGAUAGCAAAACUACAGCUACUGACGAUAGCAAAACUACAGCUACUGAAAAAUCAGAUGAAAAUAGUAGUUCCAAAUCUCUGACAAGCACCGAGUCAAAUUCUACAACCUCAGCAUCAACCGAAACAACUUCGGUUGAUGCUUUUUCCACAAGUGAAUCUAAACCUACACCUAUAUACAAUCAACCUGGUAUAAGAUUUGUCUUUGCAUUGUUUGGAUUUAUAUUCUUGAACAUGAUAGCAAUUUGUAUCCAUCACAUAUACCAAAAGAUUACCAGAUCACAGAAACUAUAUAGAAACUUUGAAGAAGAAAAAUCACCUUUUUGA